Molecule: messenger RNA, 1666 nt
Organism: Branchiostoma belcheri (Belcher's lancelet)
Lineage: Eukaryota; Metazoa; Chordata; Leptocardii; Amphioxiformes; Branchiostomatidae
Product: tyrosinase-like
Exons: 6
Coding region: 29-1654 (541 amino acids)
Biological process (GO): pigmentation; melanin biosynthetic process
Molecular function (GO): tyrosinase activity
Source: RefSeq, a predicted model, not a curated record
AAGGAUUUGGUAUUUUAGUGGAAUCAUCAUGUUUUGGAUAGUUUUCUUCCAACUUUCUUUCGUCGUGUGUUACGGGCAGUUCCCCCGAGCCUGUACGGACGACCUCAGCCUCUCCACCGGCAGGUGUUGCCCGCUGUGGCCGGCGGCAGACGGGACAGGGUUGCCUUGCGGGGAGGCUGUGGGCCGCGGCACCUGCCGUCAGAUUCAGCCGGACGACUCUCCCCACAGCCCCAGCUACCCCUACGUGGGGGCGGACGACCGGGAACGAUGGCCGACUGUGUACUGGAACUGGACUUGUGAAUGUCGAGACAACUUUUACGGCGUCGACUGUAGUGAGUGUAAGUACGGCUUUGUAGGGCCCAACUGUACCGAACGAAAGGUUUUAAUCCGUCGGAACAUCUACGACCUAUCGUGGUGGGAGAGAACCCGAUUUCUGCGGGCGCUGGACGAGAGCAAAACCACCGUGAGCGAGCGUUGGGUCAUCCCCGUGACGCCCUACGUCGACGUCCUCACAAACGGAACCAAACCGGCCUUCGCAAACGUCACGACGUACGACGCUCUGGUUUGGAUGCACUACUACGUAGUGAGGGAUGUGCUUCUACCGGGAGGAGGGGUGUUUAAAAACGUAGACUUCGCGCACGAGGGUCCGGGCUUCUUACCAUGGCAUCGUCUGUACCUUCUACUGUUGGAGCGAGAGCUGGCUAAAAUUGUUGGUGAUGAGAACUUCGCUCUGCCAUACUGGGACUGGCGCGAUCUAGCUGACUGUGGUGACAUGUGCACAGACGACUUUUUGGGCGCAAGUCAGCAAAAUGGCACCGGCAGGCUUAGCGGCGGGUCGUUCCUGUCAAAUUGGCAGGUCAUCUGUAGUCGCAGCGACGAGUAUAACAAUCUCCGAACCGUUUGUGACGGAACGCCGGAAGGCCCUCUCCAGAGAAACGCUGGGAAAUCCGACAGGGUGUCGGCAUUGCCCACUUGGGAAGAGGUCCAGGCCGCCUUAGACCUGGACGAGUAUGAGGCGCCUCCAUACGACAGGUCGGCGAACUUCAGCUUCAGGAACUCCCUUGAAGGAUUUGCGUCUCCAGAAGGUAUCUCCUCUGACGCCCGGUACCUGCACGCGGCCGUGCACGUGUGGCUGAACGGCACCGUCACCGCCUCAGCCGCCUCCGCGAACGAUCCUGUCUUCUUCCUGCACCACGCCUUUGUGGAUAGCAUCUACGAACUCUGGCUGAGAAAAUUCAGACCUAACGUAAGCGCGCUACCCGCGGAAGGCGCCCGUAUCGGCCACAACCGGGGGUCCUACAUGGUUCCGUUCCUGCCCCUCCACACCACCGCGGAUCUCUUCACACCUGCUGCGGACUUCGGGUAUGACUACGACUUCAUGGUAGAGACCGAGGGCCGUGCGUGGUGGGAAGAUCUAGGGUUCCUGGAGUUCUACGGGGUGUUCCUAGGGGGCGUGCUCAUCGGGAUCCUGCUGCUCGCCGUAGUGUACAGCGCCUCCAAGCGGCUGUGCUGCCGUACUGCACAGGCUUACAGGGAGAGUCGGAGUACGGGAGCACAGACAAUAGACCCGGCAUCGGAGACUUUCUUGGAGGCGACGCCACUUUUGAGAAGAACUGUUCCGGAACGACGAUGGACCGAAGUAGUAUACAUUUGAAAAGGACUGGUU